CACUUCCGGUAUUGCAUAGCCUACACACAUUGGCCUAAUCAUGGUUUCGUCUUCCUCUUUAGCUGCAUGUUAGACUUCGUAUUAUUUUUGUGCAAUCAGGGAUUUCACCACUUGAAGUAAUAUGUAACUUUGUGGUCACUGGAAGUGUGCAGUUGUACAAGAGAAGUGGAGAUGGCAGUUGCUGUCCCUGGCAUGGGAGACCACGAUCAUCUCCAACAGUAUUUUUUGGGCAAGUUGGAAGGAAAUCCGUGUUACAAAGAGACCGAUGCGUUCCUGAAAUUGCUAUUUGAAAGAUCGACAUUAAAACAAAAGAAAAGGGAACACGAACAAGCUGAAAAGUGGUUGUUUUGGGCAAGACAUGAGUCCAAACUUAGGUGUGUGCGGGCCAGUGUCCCUGUGGGCGUGCUGCCCGAAGGUUUUGAGGGCGAAUUGGUGGAUAUCAAAGUAUUCUCGAGAGGGCCGGAUGAUGUGGUAUACGAUAACAACGACCUAAUUAGGCGCAAGGUAGCAAGGGGUAACUGUUUUCUUAACUUGACGUCAGGAGAAGAGACUGGAGUUUCAUGUGUUCUCCAGGCGAUGAAGAAGUUUACAGGGGGUCUUGGGGAUGAUGAUGAUCGAGAGAGCGGCGACACCUUUGUCUGGCAAAAGUACUUCACAAAGUCUCUAGAUGAUGCAUCUGUUGUCAUAGCAACAAGGAAAGCCAAUGGAGAAGCAGCACAUUUGAGCUGUCGUUUGAUUGGUGGAGAGUAUGUGUUGUGUGGAGGCUCCAAAAAUGUUCACAUGUUGUUCAGGAGAAAAGAGGACAUAACAAAAUAUGUGGAGCCUCGCUUCCGUAUCGCCAGAGAGGUGUGUGCCACGAUCAUGGAUUCCAUAGAUAAGAUGAAAUCAGAGGAAAAGGAAAGAUUGUUGAAGUUCCUGGUUAUAAGUCAAUACACAGGUGUGUUUGAAAUCCUUGCACCUGACCAUCAACAUGUGGAAGAUCUUUCUCACCUGCCUGGUCCGGAGUUACACUUCAUCACCUGGACACGCUGUGACCUUGACCCUUCCGGAGAGGAUGUGGCCGCUGUUCCUCCCCACAUUAGCAUAGAGAUAGCGCGAGCUUUAGGUCUAAAGACGGUCAAGUAUGACAGAGUGGCCAUACCAAACCUUGACAAAAGGAUGAAAGAGAUACGAGGAGGAUACCAGUUUGAGGGAGAAGUAUUGUACUUCCUCGACAGCCAGGGAGUGGUCAUGGGACUGCUGAAGAAGAAAACGGUGUGGUAUAUCAUGUGCCGAGCAAUCAGGGAGAAAUUACGGGCUGCCUGCAUAUCACUUACCAAAUACAGGGAGCAGUUCACUAUCAACAGAGUACUGAAAAAGACAGAGGGGAGAAUCAAUGAGAUACAGAAAUGGUUAGCCCUAGAUGAUGACACCGUCAACUUCUGGAAGUGUCUUGGGAAAAAAUUCCUACGAUGGACAUUGAAUCAAUAUGAAGAAGGUUCUAUCAAGAUGGAUGAGAUCGCUGACAAAUUCCCUGUUUUAUGGACAUCAUUUCUUCAAAGUACACACGAAUGCGAUGAUUAUUCUGCUGUAAAGAAGAAAGAAAUAGCUGGAGGAGUGGGAGAUAACUCUACUAAUUCAGGAAGUGAUAACACUGAACAUCACGAAACAAAUGGCAAUCUAAAGAGAGACACACACAGUGAUGAAAAUUCAUCAGAAGGAGGAGCAGCUAUUAUAACUGGUCCAGAGAGUAAUGAUCCAGAACUUACUCAGAUGUGUAGCAAUUUAAAUGAUGACAAUAGUGAUGGAACUUCUCAAACUAGGAACCGAUUUUCUCUAUUACAGGACGAGACACAAUCCGACAUUACAGAUCAAAUGGCAGCUACACAACUAAACAAAUGUGAUGACACCCCUCAUUGAUGUUGGUUGUUUGUAGGGUUUUACAGUUAUAUAACUAAACAGGUUUAAUGUGUCUUACAUCGAAUGAUUUCUUAUACCAUACCUGGGAUAGAAUGGUGGUUAACCACAAACAUACUCAAUCAUUUUACGUCCAUCUUAUCUACUUUUUAUGUAAAUCUCAAUACUGUAUAACAGGAAGAAACAGGUAAUUUUCAUUGGGGUUUUAUUUUCUUAUUUAUUUUCUUAUCGUAAUGGCCUGUUAUGAUACCUUUGAUGUAAAUAUUACUUUUCUCCUCCGAGGGUUGAAACAAAUCAAUGCAGUACUAAUAGUCUAGAAUUAUUUAUUUAGAACAGCUGACUUGAUACUCAUAGUAUUUAUUUAAGUAUGGUAUGGGGGUGACUUAACCUUACUUCGAACAUAAUUCAAAUGGCAUGCUCAAGGCUUUGCAAAAGUUAUGUCCCUUUGUAUAGAUGGCACUAGUUUCAUUUUGCAAUUAUAUUACCUCAUUUACCAUUUGUCUUUAAUAUGUAUCUUGAUUCUUCAAACGUUAUAUAUGUUGUUUGUAUUUUCCAGUUCCCUUUUACAAAUUAUAUCUAUCUACAUUGUACUAGAAUUGUUUCACCCCAAAAACAAUGUUUUAUCAUCACAUGAUAUAUAUUUUUUACUACAUUCUAAUUGAACUGUACAAAAUAAUGUAUAUUAAAUACAUGUAGCUUGGUAAAUGUUGAAUACAAAUUAUGUAGUUAAUUUAUCUGUCCCAAGGGAAGAAUGAUCUACUAAUCUCUACAUGCCCUAGAGAUGAAUUUUAAACAAUGAGAAUACCUUGCCAGCUUCAUUAUUGUUUUAUAUAUAUAAUUGAAUCAUCAUGAAUGAUACCACAGCCAGCGACAUAUUUAGCUUACUAUAUCUACUCUAAACAUACUUGUUUGUAUCUAUUAUAUUGAGCUUGGUUUGCAUUACAGUGAGGGUCAGUCUGUCCACCAAGCUCUGUACCUUUCCAGCCAAUUCUUCUAUCAUUCUCAUACUGUAUACCAGGGAACUUUCACCCUAUGCCAUUGAAAUUCCUAUUCUCUUGGUGCUUAGUUUACCCUUCACAUUUGAUUACUGUGUUUUUAUUAGGUUUUUUACUUACAUUUGCUGUACUGAUAAAUUUGCCCGCAUUACCGGGGGCAAAAGUUCAACUUUCGUGGUAUACAGUAUCAAACGAGGGACAUGGAUCUUAAUAUCUCCUUCAUAGAUGUUUAGGUUGCCACUGACUAUUCCUGUCCUUUUCAGGGUAUUUUAUGUACAAUUUGAAGAGAUGAAUGGGGCCACAUUGCAUUUUAUGGACAUGAUGUACAGUUGUCUAUUACAGUGUCAUUUCAAAUUACCAAUGAAAUGCUAUUUCUCCCCCAUUUGGUCAUACAGCUCGGGUAAUGUUGCCAGCAUGCUGGCUCCACCAAGUGACAGCAUUGGCAACAUGCCUACCUAGAAUGUGGUAAUAAGUCCACGUUGUGGAGAAUACUCAGUUGCUGCACCAAUCAGUCAUUGGGCCAGUCAUACAUUCAAGUAUUGGCCUAUUUCAUAUCACAGAUAUUACCUUGAUCUUACCCCCAUUUUUUCAUGUUACACAAACAGUUUGUUUAAUAGCGGUUCCAUCGCCUGCAGGUUUAAAUUUAAUUCAUCAAGACAGCUUUUCAGCUCUUGUCUUUUACUCAAAAAGGUCAGCGACAGACAGUAGGCAAUUCUUGGUCUGAAAACUUUAAUAAAUCUUCUGAAAUUUAUGUGAUGUGUUUGUUAUCUGUUAUGAAGCAUUAAUAUUAAAAUCUAGAAUUUAUGAGUAACACAUUCUCAGGUUCACAAACUAAACAUGUAAAGUUUCAGAUUUUGCAAAACAAUAUUCUUAUUUUCCACCCCAUUAAUUUUUACAAGAUCAUUUGUGUGUACUUAAAAAACACCAAAAUCAAUCAAAUAUACAAUGUCAGAUUUAUUUCAAUGAAGUUAAUCAUUAACAGAAAUAUAUAUAAUACAAUCAUUAUGAAUGAUAUUGUGUAUGUGCUUCUGACAAGCUGCACAAUAUCUGGGUCAAUAUGACCACACAAGAAUCACAUUAGUAUAUUAACCUGCUUAACCAAGAUUUUGUAUCCACCUAAUAUCUGUCAUGUGUUUCAAUUCCUGCUUACUACUACGAGUCUCCAGCAAAGAUUUAAAUAAAACUGUAUUCUCUCUUUAUCAAUAUUCAGAUUAGAACAAUGUAAUACUCCAAAACCGUCUAUCACUGUUCUGAGAAAACAACAAAUUCUCCAACAACCAUUUGCAGGAUGGCUACACAUCUGAGAAACGGUCAUUUCACAUGUUAAGAGCAGACUUUUAACAUUACCUGAAA
Molecule: messenger RNA, 4244 nt
Organism: Mizuhopecten yessoensis (Yesso scallop)
Lineage: Eukaryota; Metazoa; Mollusca; Bivalvia; Pectinida; Pectinidae
Exons: 13
Coding region: 172-1899 (575 amino acids)
Source: RefSeq, a predicted model, not a curated record